AUGUCAACAAAGUCUAAUCUAGGUGGUCUCCUCAUCCACCUCUUCCCGCGAGCGAGCGACCAGGACCAGAUACACCCAAUGGCGACGUCCCUCGAGAUUCUGCUCAACCCUUGGCCCACCCAAUCAGCCCUCCACAAGCAGCAGCAACAACAACAACAACCGUCGCCCUCCUCCUCAUUAUCCUCACAGCAUUCUUCUUCGUUAAAGCAACACCUCCUCCUCUACUACCACUACCAAAACCAGCUCCAUCUCCAACUCUCCCCUACAGACAGAUACCGCCCUCCCCCAGGGACCACCGCCCACGAUCUCGAACGCCGAUCCAUCGCCCUGGGAGAAUUUCUCUUUCGGAGACGAUGGCGACAUCCCGAUGUAGCCGGCUUUGAAGAUCUCAUCAUCCCUUCUUCUGCUUCCUGUUCCGGGAGAUCACCGUCUCCCGACGACCACGAAAACGACGACGAUGAUGAGGAUGAGGAUGAGGAUGAGGACGACAACGAUGACGAUUACCACAUGAACCACGAUGGCUCUGAUGAUGAUGACGAUGAUGACGACGACGAUAACGAUAACGACCCUCCCUCCUCCUCCUUCUACUACAAAACUCUCACCGCAAGCGUCAACCUCGACGAAACAAAUUCCCUGGCAAGCGUCUGGUUACUCUCGCGAACCGCCUCAUCAUCAUCAUCCUCCUCCUCCAUCACCGGCGCCGGGAAUCAACAUCAUCACCAUCAUGAGGAGAUCGUCACGGUAUUACAUUGGUGGCGGAGAAAAGGGGUCUGGGAAUGUUUUCGGCAGAGUGGGAUGGGGGUCGUCGGCGGUGAGGGGGGAGCAGGUUCGUGAAAAACGAUGAAGACCUGGCUCUUUUUCGGUCUGCUUUCUUCUUGACUUCCCUUCUUUCGGAGGAGGAGGGGGAGGGGAGUUCUUUUCUUUCUGCCCUUUUCGGUCUCCUUCCUCUGUUUCUCUAUACCGCAUGUUUUCUGGCAAUCGCAAGCGAGGCGGAGCGACCUGUUCUUGGAUUUCCCUUUAGAUUUCCAUGAUCCGUUUCUGGAAAGGGAGGGAAACCCCAGAAUGGGGUUCUUUACUCUGUUCAUUAUUUUUUUGAAUCUUCAGGGGAGGAGGCAAGGGCGCCCGGAGUAGCUGGAAGGGAGCGAGAGGAAUGAACAGGCCUGAUCAACAAGCUUGAUGAAUAGCAAUGGCAAUGAUGAUGAUGAUGAUG
Molecule: messenger RNA, 1210 nt
Organism: Dissoconium aciculare CBS 342.82
Lineage: Eukaryota; Fungi; Ascomycota; Dothideomycetes; Mycosphaerellales; Dissoconiaceae
Exons: 2
Coding region: 1-834 (277 amino acids)
Source: RefSeq, a predicted model, not a curated record